UUCAGACAACUUGUUGGUGAGAAUGCAUCGUCCCAUAGCGGGAAGUUUACAAUAUUAAAUUGCUUUGACAUGACUUCUGGAACGUUAGCAUGUACUGUGAAGGAAAGUGCAAAGCUGUACUUUUACAAUAUCAGAGCUGCUCGUGUUGAAGAAGCACGCCAAGGUGCAACUCAAUCUGCAUUUGUUGAUGUUAUGAAGAAGGGAUUGUCAAAAAGUGCUUCUGUGAAAUAUGCCAAGAAAGAAGGUGAAAAGGCAGCAAAAUUGGCUUCUCGUAACACCAAACACACACUGGGUCCUAUCAUCUCUUCAGGAUGGGAUUUCUUUGAAUCCGUGUACUAUGGUGGUACUUUCGCAGAGGGGUUGUGUAGGGGAAGUGGCACUUUGAUUGGAACUUAUGCUGGAGGAUUCCUUGGGGAGCGAAAACUUGGGAGACUUGGUUACCUUGUCGGAAGUCACAUGGGUAGUUGGUUUGGAGGUAAAGUAGGGCUAAUGCUAUAUGAUAUCGUUAAUGGAGUGCAAUUCUUGUUGAAUUCUCUUCAACUCUAGAAACAAAAGUUUAAGUAGCUUCAGCUAACUAACCAACAACAACAUUAAUUAUGAAGAAACAGGUGAAAUGAAAGUCGUAAGUUUGCAACAAUUUUGAUUAUAAAUUGGAUUUUCUUCAACGUCUAUGAUCCAGUGUUAUGUUUCAAAACAUG
This is a messenger RNA of Vigna unguiculata (cowpea), 698 nucleotides long. RefSeq lists its product as uncharacterized. Lineage: Eukaryota; Viridiplantae; Streptophyta; Magnoliopsida; Fabales; Fabaceae. The record is from RefSeq and is a predicted model, not a curated record.